Messenger RNA from Dovyalis caffra, 294 nucleotides. The record is from the annotation of a GenBank genome assembly. NCBI's taxonomy places the organism in Eukaryota, Viridiplantae, Streptophyta, Magnoliopsida, Malpighiales, Salicaceae.
AUGGAUCAUGGCUGUAUUGUAAAAAUUACAACUUCUCAUUCGGGAGCCUCGUGCCUUGAGGAAAAGGACCAUCCGGACUUGCUUGUUGCUACGCAGAUUAUACCACCAAACAAGUCUCAACAAAGAGUGAUGUUGUCGGUGUGGAUGUUUCUGUUAGUGGCAACAACGGAUAGUGCCACUAGUCAUAGUGAUAGUCGUGGCAACAAAUCCAUAGCUCAAAUUAUGGCAGAUUUGAAAGCCAUUAUUGGAAAGCUUGUUGAUAAAAUGAAUUCUACGAAUUUAGAAUUGAAAUAA